UGUAAGUUUUAUUUUGGUACCAAAAAUUAAAUCCAAUGGCUUAAAAUAUACUGUGUAUACACGAGUGUGGGUACAGCACAUCAUAAUAUUUUAUAAGAAUGGAAAAAAAUGUAAUCACAUUUUAUCUGCGUAUAUCUUAAAUGUCCUUGUUAUUACAGUAGUCCAGCCUUGGCAUUCUGCAUUGUAACAACAUAGGGUCUGUAACUGGGGUGUUCUGUUGUCUCUGGGUAGAAUGAGAGAGACACAGACUUCCAGGUGUUUAUUAUUUACAAAGGUGCAGUUGCAGUAGUUUGUGGCCGCCACUAGGGGUCGCCGAGCAAGCCAUUAACACAGUGUGGGAACAGAAACAAAACACAGCUAAGAAAAUGAAGGUGACCGUGUCAAAGUCGUGCGCUACCUCCACUACAUAGAGUCCCGCACCAGGAAUGCUACACCAGCACACACUCUGUAAACUGGUUUGGUAUCGUUAAGAGAUCCCCUAAACUAACCCUAGCUCUGCACUGCUUAACCAGCCCUAGUUGUAACAUUUGGCAGUUGGUAAACUUUGAACUAUCGGUGAGAAAUGAAAAUGAAAUAGGCUUACUGGGUCAAUUGCAAUGAACUUGCAGAGUUAGUAUGGAGCUGUGUACUAAGUUGCAUACUAGCUAAUACGUUACUAUCUCAUCCCCAGCAGCGUACUAACAUAGUACCAAUUGCAACGAAAAAACAAGUGGAACAAAGUUGUGGACUAGCUGAUCCCCCCCCCAGCUUUAGUAUGGUAUUAAGGAUGAAGCUUUGUUGGUGUGCUACUGUGGCAAAGUGGUUUGCAGUGUGCUGGUGUAGUGAUGAUGCAGUGCAGUAGAAUAAUGACCAAACACAGUUCCACGGUGAAAGAAAGCUUUUGUUAGGCCUUUUAAAUAGAAAAUAUUCUCACACUCACAUUGCAUGGGCUUUAUUUAUUUUUUAUUUUUUUUGGACUAGACAACAUACAGCACUGCCAAUCAGAGUCAACCAAAUUGUAAAACAAAUCAAAAACUCCUGUUUGGAACAUUGGGACAAAGAAACACAAACCCAAAAUAAACUUGAUUGCUAUCGGGCCCUAAAAAGAAGUUUUACUCUAGCAGAGUAUCUCUUCACUGUCACUGUCAAAUACAAGACAGAGGCAGUCUGACCAAGUACAGGUUCGGUGACCACAGCCUGGCCAUUGAAAAAGGCCGACAUAGGCAGACUUGCCUACCCAGAGAGAACAGACUCUGUGGUCACUGAGACAGGAGGUUGUGACAGAGCUGCACUUUCUCCUACACUGCGAUAAAUAAGUCCAAACAAGGAGCAUAUUCUUUAAAAAUAUAACUACUCCUCUCCCACAUUUCAACACAUGACGGACCCCAAAAAACUGGCAGUCGUACUGGGAGAGGGACACACAGCCCCACUGGCUGCCCAGUAUGUAGCCGCCUGUCUCGGCCUGAGGGACACACAGUGAGCACUGUGCACAGAGGGAGCACUGCUGGGCAGGGAGGGUUUUUUUUAGUAUUUAGUGUUUCAGUAUUUAAUUCAGUGUCUUUGUCUUGUUCUAUUUACUAUUUGUAUUUAAGUAUGUUCAUAAGGUUUUGCUGUAUUAUUAUAAUUAGUAUUGUUACUGUUAUUAUUAUUACUAACUUACUGUACUUUGUAAAUGCUUUUGCAAUACUGCCGACGUUAGUCAUGCCAAUAAAACACCUUUGAAUUGAAUUUGAAUAUAGCUGCAGAACGAAGGCUCCCACAGCGUAGCUCACACAGGGUAGUGCUGCGUGCGCAACUCAUAAUUUACGUAGUGCUUCAUUGACCCUCAACACCCCUACUACGUGACCAUAAUACCCCACGAACCUUAGGUUUAGGGUUAGGUUAUUGUUAUGAAAUAAAGUUCAUUUUAGUACCUGCAUUUAUCACUCAUGUGAUCGGGCUGUAGCAUAUAAUAAUGACUUCUGACAAGGUUGAAACCACGAGAAGGCUCGCGAGAAGGAGGGGGGUGGGGGUAAGCGGUUGCUAUAGAAGCGAUGUAAACAGUGACGUCACGUGACUAACCCUUUGUCCUCUUAAGGUACACAGUGCAGAACAGCGGUGCAAGGUAGCAGAUACAGAGGGACUACAGCAGGAUAAUGCCAAAAGAUAUGAAGAAGGACACAAGACAAGCUGACUGCACCAGACAAAAAGGAUUUGGAUCAGAAUCUGAGCAGCUUUUAAGAGAACACUUCAGACACUACGCAUAUUUUACAGACACUGCGGGCCCUGAUAAGGAAACGCUGGCAAGGAAAGGUUUUUCUCUCUACUCUUUCUCCUCCGAGGAUGAGGCCAUAUCAGAAGAAGAGGAAGAAGACAUUGGAGAAGAGGAGUAUGAAGAUGAGUUGAUUGCACCAUGUCACAGGAGAGGGAGUGAAGACUGGCAUAGUGCCCUGUCAUCGCUGCCCCGAACUACACAGGUGGUGUUUGAUUUCCAGUCAGGAAAGGCAGUCCCUCGACUAAGAGAACCCCGGAAUCUUUAUGGGGUGACAGGAUGGGGACCUCGAAACAUGCCACGCUGGCCCCAGGAGUGCGAGGUCAUCCCAGAUAAAAUCCAUCACAUUGAGUGGGCACCAUCCAGCCCGGAGCCCAUAUAUUCCCCCUGCAAUCUGAAGAAAGUGCCCCUGCAAGAGACAGAGCCAAGGGAGGCCACUCUGGUGUACAUGGCAGAUGGAGCCGAUAAGGAGCCUUUUUUCAUCUGCUCACUUGUUGGGGGGAGCCAGGGACCCCUAAAGUCAGCAGCAGUCCCCUUCUUAGAUCCUGGAGACUCCACCCUUGUGUUUGAGGCGAGAUUUGAGAGUGGGAACCUGCAGACGGCACUCAAAGUGGGUGAAUAUGAUUACGAACUGACCCUACGGACUGAUCUCUACACGGACAGACACACACAGUGGUACUAUUUCCGUGUUAUAAACACACGAGCCAACAUGCGUUACCGCUUCACCAUCACCAAUCUGCUGAAGAUGAGCAGUUUGUAUGCAGAGGGGCAGCGCCCCCUUCUGUACUCCCAGAAGGAGGCGGAGAGCCAGGGGGUGGGCUGGCACCGUGUGGGGGAGGAAGUGCGCUAUUACCGCAAUGGGAGGCAGCAGUCUGGCCACUCUUGCUACUCACUGACCUGGACCUGCACCUUCCCCCAUGACAAGGACACCUGCUACUUUGCGCACUGCUACCCAUACACUUACUCCAACCUGAGGGAAUACCUCUCAAGGAUUUCCCAGGAUCCUGUCUGCUCCAGCUUCUGUAAAAUCAGGACACUGUGCCUGUCUCUAGCUGGGAAUCUGGUGCCCAUUCUGACCGUGACCAGCCCUUCUCUUGGGAAUCAGAAGGGAGGAAGGAAACCGGCCGUGGUGUUGACUGCCCGUAUUCAUCCUGGAGAGACCAACAGCUCCUGGGUGAUGAAAGGGAUCCUGGAUUUCCUGCUGGGGUCCUCUGCCGAUGCCGCACUCCUGAGGGAUUCCUUUAUCUUCAAGCUAGUGCCAAUGCUGAACCCUGACGGAGUCAUAGUUGGAAACUACCGGUGCUCCCUGACUGGCCGAGACCUGAACCGCAAUUACAAAUCAAUUCUGAGAGAGUCCUUCCCCACAGUGUGGGCCACUCGGAGCUUCAUUCAGCGGCUGUGUGAAGAACGGGAGCUGCUGCUGUACUGCGAUCUACACGGUCACAGCCGCAAGGCCAACGUUUUCAUGUACGGGUGUGAGAGUGAUGACCAAUCAGAACUCUGCAAGAGAGUCUUCCCACUAAUGCUGAGCAAGAACUGCCCGGACAUGUUCUCGUUUCAGAGUUGCAAGUUCAAGGUGCAGCGCAGUAAGGAGGGGACAGGCCGCGUGGCUCUGUGGAGGAUGGGCGUCACAAACAGCUUCACCUUGGAGACCUCGUUCUGUGGGUCAGAUCUAGGGCGAAGAAAGGGAACCCACUUCUCUACACGUGACCUGCAGUCAGUCGGAUUUCAUUUCUGUGACACUCUGCUGGAUUACUGUGAUCCUGACAGGACCAAGUACACAUAUUGCCUGAACGAGCUUGAGAUAAUGACCAAGCAGGAUGUCUCCUUAACAGACGAAGCAGUGGCAAGGGAAGCAGGGUCAGAGGCCUUCCUCAAUGACCAUGAGGCCAGCUCCAGUGGAUCGGACAGCUCAGACUCAAAUGGGCUCCCUGCCCACCUCCAUGCCCUUGCUAGCAGGAAAUUAAAGCCCAGUAAAACACAUCUCAAGUCAAAGAAGGAAAGAAAUAAGUCAUGCCUUUACCGGUUGGGAACCCAGAAAAUAUACAAUGAUGCAGAGGAAACAAAAGAGCAAAGGCUCAACUUCGCCCAUCGGAGAGAUGCAAGCAAGAAAAGACCUGAGAGAGAGUGCUCCAGUAGGAAGGUAUCCGUUCUGUAUCUUGUCUUUGACUCUACAGAGAGUGUCAUCACAACAAAGACAAAGUACUUGGAGAAUCUGAUGGAAGCGUAUAUACGUAGUCAAAUGAUGGGACUCAAUCAUGCAUCCAAAGAGCAAGUGAAAGGGCACAGGUUACCUCGUCAGAGAGACAGAAGUGACUGGAUUCAGCCCUCUAGCUCCCUGGUCCCUCCCUUAUCUCUCCCUUCCUUUCAUGUUACACCUGUUGUAAAACCACCAUUGCCACGAAUGCACCCCCCACCCCGAUCCAACGUAAUUACUCAACCACAACUUCCAGGGAUCAGUAGCUUAGCAGCGGGCGAUAAGAGGAUCUGCUCCAGAACCAACACAUGGAGGGUUGGUCCACAGUCCGGUGCCUUCAAGACGGGACAGAGACCCAGCGACAGGGGGGCCAGGUUCAGUGGUUGGGGCGUCAGGAGCGCAGGCAGGCAAUCAGUCGGCUGUAGCCCCAGGCAGAGGUGUGAGCCCAGGCGACUGUGCAGCGACGUCUGGGCAACCAGGGGGGAGCGGAGCAGGAGCCCAGACGACCAACUGUGCCUGGUGGUGUGUGAUGGUCCACGUCCCAUCUGUUAUAAAAAAAAAUAAAACUUUUAACCAGCUAAUGUUUUUUAAAGGAAUCAUGAAAUAAAGCGGGACUGUUUCUUAUUAAGAACACAACGAAAACAAUAAUACUGUAUACUGUAUUUAUUUAAAUGCAUAUGAAUUGUUUUAAAUCAGCAAUUGCACAAAGUACAUAAAUAACCAAAAAAAUUACUUUACUUACCUGUGGGGUUGGAGGAGGCCGUGGGUGUACGCCAGGAUAGGAAAAAAGAAAGACAAACAAACAAAAAGUUAAAGGCGAUGCUGAAUGCUCAGUGCGUGUUUCAAUGUGAAGGUGCACAUUCACAGAGAAAUGCGUAGUUUGUUAGUCAGUAACCUAAAUUGUCUAUACAAGUAAAACUUAAUUAAAAUAGAGAUUAAAAGCAAAUACUUACCAGUUUGUUUGUUAAUGGCGUUUGUUAGCAUCAGUGUGGUGCACUGGCAGCGCCAUGUUUGUGCGAGCUGAGCAGUACAAUGAGGCGCCAUGUUUGUGAGGGGCAGAUCGUACCUCGAUUUUAACGUGAAGCCUGCUUGCAACGCGCAAGCCAAAUUGAACGUUACCGGUGUGUAACUGAAGGGUAGACCAUGCCAGGAUUAAAGUAAAGAUUUAUAAAAAAAAUAAAAUUGCACAUUUAUUAAAAUAAAUCUAGGUGGAAUUUUAAUAUAAAACCUAGUGAUCUUUGCUGUUUUACUGCCAAAAACAGUUUAAUCAUCCUGCACUUAAGUUUUUUUUUAAAUUUUAUUUCGUAAAAAGUUAUUUAUUUUUUUUUGAAAAUGUGUUUCAUUAUGAUUUUGUUCAGUUGAUAGAAUUUUAAAAAAAUAAACGAAAAAACGAAAGUUUGCAAACAAAACCUCUGUUG
This is a messenger RNA of Acipenser ruthenus (sterlet), 5845 nucleotides long. RefSeq names its product cytosolic carboxypeptidase 3-like. Lineage: Eukaryota; Metazoa; Chordata; Actinopteri; Acipenseriformes; Acipenseridae. Bases 2115 to 4991 code for a protein of 958 amino acids. Gene Ontology annotation, molecular function: zinc ion binding; metallocarboxypeptidase activity. Gene Ontology annotation, biological process: proteolysis. The record is from RefSeq and is a predicted model, not a curated record. The transcript is spliced from 20 exons.